This is a messenger RNA of Leptomonas pyrrhocoris, 839 nucleotides long. RefSeq lists its product as hypothetical. The record is from RefSeq and is a predicted model, not a curated record. The transcript has a single exon. NCBI's taxonomy places the organism in Eukaryota, Euglenozoa, Kinetoplastea, Trypanosomatida, Trypanosomatidae. Bases 162 to 839 code for a protein of 225 amino acids.
GCCGGUGAAGAGACUAUCUGUUUUUGUUUUCACUUUACUGCGCGUUGUGCGUCGCCGAAGCUACGUGCGAAGGCAGACCAAAGCUCAUCCAUUACACACACACACACACAGAGACACGCAAGGAACCUCACCCGAUGUGGAUCUCUCGCAGGUGCGUCGGGAUGACGACAGCUGCGCCGCUUGCCGUUGCCCGGCGACGCGUGCACACCGACCAGCCCACCACUAAUCCAGCUGCCACCACCAACAACGCAGACGCCGCGCCGCCCCCUUCCUCCGCCUCCUCGUCAACGUCCUCAAAGGAUCUUCAGCUGGACGACACCGAUGAAUGGAUCUUGUCGCAAGUGCGCCGCUCCGUCGAGAGCGGUCGUCAAUCAAAAGAGGCUGCCGAUUACUUCCGCAGCAUCCUGCACGCCCAACCCGAGUUCCAUCAGUCGCUGCGGGAGGCCCGCCGGCUGAUGGGUGGACAGGAACCGGAGCAGCUCACACGCUACCAACAGGGCCAGUUUGCGGAUCGCCUGUGCAACUACAUGAGCGGCAUCGCCAGCGAGAAGCUGCGCCGCGCCAGCGCAGAGGAGCAGUCCACGCGGCGCUACACGCAAGACGGCACCCCCACCGGGGAGAAUUACUGGUUUGAAGCCGGCAACACCCUCGGCUCCCCAGCGGUGCCAGGCUUCGUGAAGGAUGAGGUCCUGCACGACAUGCAGCAGGAGCGGGCUGCCGCCAGUCCUGCCUUCCUGCGACCGCCGGAGGAGACGCAGAUGGCGGAGGAGGACGACGGCUACGCGGCGCACCUACGACGGCAGCGGGACAAGCUGCUGCGUGAUGCCGAUUUCAAGUAG